CAUUGGGGUCCCAUUUGUCAUGGUCACCUUUUACACUACUCUGUUGGGCAAAUUAUCCACACUACACUUCAGCAUGUCAUCCUUUCUCUAUUACACUUUGUUCUGAACUCUGCAAUCUGCAACCCUAUUGCUGGGGAAUAUGGACGAUUUGAAUUUGUGGAGUUUUCAGAGUCUUUAAGUAGAAGGGAGGAGGAGUGGAAAAGAAAAAGAAAUCUUCAAGAAAAUAAGUAGCUAAUUCGAUACAGCAAUGCCGGUUCCUUUGGCACCUUAUCCCACUCCUCCGGUUCCAUUUACGGCCCCGAAUGGUACACAGGGCCAACUUGUGUGCUCCGGUUGCCGUAACCUUCUGCUCUAUCCAGUCGGAGCUACAUCUGUAUGUUGUGCUGUUUGCAAUGCAGUAACAGCUGUCCCACCUCCUGGGACAGAAAUGGCUCAAUUAAUCUGUGGAGGUUGUCAUACUCUUCUUAUGUACAUUCGUGGGGCAACGAGCGUGCAAUGCUCUUGCUGUCACACAAUCAACCUAGCUUUGGAAGCAAAUCAAGUUGCACAUGUGAACUGCGGGAAUUGCCAGAUGUUAUUAAUGUACCAAUAUGGAGCACGAUCGGUGAAAUGUGCAGUUUGCAAUUUUGUAACAUCAGUAGGGGCUUCUCCCAGUUCUGAACAGAAGUUCACUAACUGAAAUCCAUAAGCUUUAAACUGAUAAUUAAGCCAUUGACAGGUAAAGAAGGUUUGUCUCUGUGGCUAGUCAACUUGCCAAAGGAAACCUAGGGAGCCUUGCUAUUUUCGGAGAGUGAGAAUAAAAGCAGUUUUGGAAGUGUUAAAGAUGUCUGUUAAUCACUUGCAAAGGUCGCUAAUUAGUAUUUGUAUAGGUAAGUUUGGAAGUGGAGAUAAAUAUUGCUGAAAUGCUUGGGGUUUCGGCUAACGAAUCCAUGCUAUUAGCUGACUAUUGAUCAUGAGACAUGGGAACAUGAGAUCAGAGCCUCAAAAUUGCACAAUUUCAUGCAUGUCAUAUAACUGGGACAUGCAUGUCCAAGGUUUUCAGCACGUAGUUACUUUGGGAACAUGACACUCGUAUCUGACACUUUAAAAGCUUGGACAUGUUCAACAAUAUAUUUUCAUUGAAAGUUAACUCUAAAAGAUUUUUAUUGUUA
This is a messenger RNA of Amborella trichopoda, 1151 nucleotides long. RefSeq names its product lsd one like 1 (gene LOL1). The record is from RefSeq and is a predicted model, not a curated record. Lineage: Eukaryota; Viridiplantae; Streptophyta; Magnoliopsida; Amborellales; Amborellaceae.